Messenger RNA from Linnemannia hyalina, 1911 nucleotides. Lineage: Eukaryota; Fungi; Mortierellomycota; Mortierellomycetes; Mortierellales; Mortierellaceae. The record is from the annotation of a GenBank genome assembly.
AUGUCUGAUCCCUUCUUCGCUCCAGUGAGAAAAUCUGGUGGCGAUGGUCCCAGCCGAGGCGGUUCUAGCCGUGGACGUGGCGAUCGUGGAGGCGGUCGUGGAGGCAGCCGUGGAGGCAGUCGUGGAGGCAGUCGUGGAGGCAGUCGUGGAGGCAGUCGUGGCGGCAGUCGUGGCGGCGGCCGUGGAGGCAAAUCAGGAGACUCCCGGGCAAUUAACCCAGCGCCCAAGAAGGAUACCGGCAAAAAGAGCAGGACCACAACCUCGAUGGCCGGCAAGCGGAAGCACCGUGGCGAUUCUUCGGACGACGAGGCCGGCAGUCGUAAAAAGGGAGUCGUUGAGGAUGACGAUGAGGGUGGGGAUGAGGUUGGUGCAGGUGGAAUCGAUGAUAUGGAUCUGGACUAUGGCGAGUCGGAGGAUGAUGAGGACGACGAGGACCUGAUGAACGAGACUGCUGCCCAGAAGCGUCUGAGAUUGGCCAAGAACUACAUCGACACGUUGCAGCAUGCCGGAGGUAUGGAGUCCUUGAAGAACGAACCGAUCAUCGCCAAUGCGGCAUUGGAGAACAUGGAUGAGCUCGGAUACGACGCAGAGGACAUUGAUCGGGACAACAUUGCAGCUCGCUUGAAGCAGGAUGCUCUUGAGAUCCAGGGACGUCUUCACCGUCACCUUGCUGAUACAUUCCAGUUCCCCGUCAACGCAGAAACCGCCAUCACAACGUGCAGAGGACACCAAAAGACAGCAACUUCGAUUGCAGCGACAGAGAACGGAUUGUACGCCUACUCUGGUUCAAAGGACGGAUCGAUCAUCAAAUGGGACCUGAAGACCGGCAAGAAGAUCUUUUCCUUCCCCGGAGCACAGAAGGGCGUUGCUGAUUUCCAGGGCCACACCGACCAUGUAACAUGUAUGGCUGUCAGUUCCGAUAACCAGUUUUUGGCAUCAGGAGGCAAGGACAAGAAGAUCAUUAUCUGGUCGGUGCAGGAGAACAAGUUUUUGCAUUGCUUCAAGCAACAGCACAAGGAUACCAUCACGGGCAUGUCCUUCCGUAAAGGCCAUAACCAGCUCUAUACUGUCUCAGGCGACCGUACCGUCAAGCUUUGGAACGUGGACGAACUCAGCUAUAUCGAGACCUUGUUUGGUCAUCAGGACAGCAUCACGUCUGUCGAUAGUUUGGCCAAGGAGCACUGUGUUUCGACCGGAGGCAGGGAUCGCACAGUCCGUCUGUGGAAGAUUGUUGAGGAGUCACAGUUGGUCUUCCGUGGAGGCGGUUUCAUCCGUCCCAAGAAGCUCAACAAGGACCUGCCCGACGAGCCUAAGGUGGAUGCUACACCAGGACCCGACGGCGGAGUGAUCAUGAAGGAGAAGAAGACCCCCUCGUUCUUGGAGGGCUCGAUGGACUGUCUGGCCAUGAUUGACGAGGAGAACUUUUUGACCGGUGGCGACAGCGGGACGAUCUCGUUAUGGAACCUCAACAAGAAGAAGGCCGUCUUCUCGAUGCCCCUCGCCCAUGGCUUCCACACUCAACCUCUGGACUACUCUAACGGCGAGGCUGUCCCAAGUGGUGGUGUCGAGUCCCCAUACUGGAUUACAUCGCUCGCCUCGUUGAGGUACUCGGAUAUGUUUGUCAGUGGAUCGUGGGAUGGCACCAUUCGUGUCUGGCAGAUUGGCAAGAACAUGAAGAACUUUUCCCUCCUCAGCACAAUCCCCAUGGUCGGCGUUGUGAAUGAUCUUCAGUUGUACCAGCCAACGCUCUCGAAAAAGACACUACUGGUCGCCGCCGUCGGUCAGGAGCACAAGUUGGGUCGGUGGUUGAGGAUAAAAGAGGGUCGUAACGGAAUGAGGGUUGUGGAGUUGACCGCAAAAUCAAAAGACUCUGACGAUGCCAGCCAGGACGACGAGCAGUCCGAUAACUAG